Messenger RNA from Coregonus clupeaformis (lake whitefish), 672 nucleotides. Its product is annotated as thiosulfate:glutathione sulfurtransferase-like. The record is from RefSeq and is a predicted model, not a curated record. The transcript has 4 exons. Gene Ontology annotation, cellular component: mitochondrion. Gene Ontology annotation, molecular function: thiosulfate-cyanide sulfurtransferase activity. The coding region runs from base 162 to 590 and encodes 142 amino acids. NCBI's taxonomy places the organism in Eukaryota, Metazoa, Chordata, Actinopteri, Salmoniformes, Salmonidae.
GCAACAAAUUGGAUGCCAACCGCCGUUAAACCUCAUUGAAGAAAAAGAAGAAGAAGAAGAAGAAGAAGAAGAAGUUAUCGCUCAAACAAUCAACAUGGAACGAAUGAGGAAAUACUGUACUACGUGAGAAGAUUCCAUUCAAAUGGACACCUAUAAGCAAGAUGGCAAACUCAGAUAAGGAUAUCUCCUACUCUGACCUCAAGGCCCUUCUGGACAAGAGCAACAAGGGUCUUCUGGUGGUUGAUGUACGGACCAAAGAGGAGGUAGACCGAGGACACAUUCCAGGAUCCAUCCAUAUUCCAGUUGAUACAGUGGAGAGUGCCCUAGCGCUGGACCCUACUGAGUUCCAGGCCAAAUACGGGGUGCCCAAGCCCCCCUUGGACACCCCUGAGCUGGUGUUUCACUGUCAGAUGGGCCGGCGAGGAGGCGUGGCCACAGACAAGGCACGAGGCCUGGGAUUCCAAAAGGACGUCAACUAUGCCGGAGGAUACAAGGAGUGGUCUGAGAAAGAGGGGAAAUGGGGCGCACGAUUAGCCUGCAUUGUGAAAGCAGGGCAUAAAAACGCACAAAUGAUGCUCACAUUCUGCUGAAACAUUUUGCUACUUUUAUUUGUUAUUGCACAUGUGUUAUGUAUGUUUUAAAAUAAAGAUAGAGAAUAAAAUUGUACAAUUA